Molecule: messenger RNA, 1605 nt
Organism: Protopolystoma xenopodis
Lineage: Eukaryota; Metazoa; Platyhelminthes; Monogenea; Polystomatidea; Polystomatidae
Source: the annotation of a GenBank genome assembly
UUUCGGAGACUGACCCAGGACGAGUCGGAGUCCAGAGAGGCCUGCAUCGAUCAAGACGGCGAACUCGGACACUACAAGUGUACCGGAUUGUCGGGUCCAGGCCGACUCGGCGAGAUUAAGUGUCUUUCAGGUUGGCAGGGUCGAAACUGCCUGAAAGCGGUUUGCGAUAAUGGGUGCGGAAACAACGGAUUUUGCGUGUCGCCUGGAUGCUGCAUUUGCCUAAAAGGCUGGAGCGGAAAAUUGUGCUCUACAUUCUCCCGCCAUCCGGGCUUCCAGAACUCUUCUGAACCGAGUGGUACCAACUGUGGUUGGAGGGGCGGUCAAGGAGGAUUUAGUUUUAUGUCGCAAGAGUCGAUCCUGACAAAACCGAGUGUUGAUGCCUCCGUACAAGAAGAUGCUGAUGCAUCUGAAAUACGAACCUUAUUUACCACCUCAGUUGAGGUUCAGUUGGAAGACGAUUGGCGCACCGAGUCGAGAGCCAGCAUCUACUACCUUGAGACAAAUCCGGCUGCAGCCACCCAGAAUGAAUAUGUUAUCGAUGUGUUCCACUUAAAGGGCGCAGACGACUAUCAGAACUCCGUGCGAAGCCAGAACAACUCGACACUAGGUCUUCGCUUUUCUACAGACGCCUCUUCGCCGAGUCAACCGAUCCGUCUGCGUCUGGAACCGCCGGCCCCGGACAACAAUCCCGACACCAUCACGGCCGCCAGUCCUACAGAAGGUCAAAAUGGCUCUAUACACUCGUAUUGCUUUGUUAGAAUAUCCGAUUCUGCCCUCAAGGGUAUGGAAGAUGAGAACAACAAAGUGUUCGAUUUGACCAUGUAUCUCGACCUGAUAAAAGAUUACGCCAGUUCGCCCUACACUUCUGUUCAUGUCAAUUCUGUCAGGGAUGCCUUUCAAUGGGUAGGACUUACUGCCAAGCCAAUGCAUACUUACCCUUUACUUCAUCGAACUAGAGCCUGUCCAAUCUACGCUCUAUCGAGACAACGUCCCUAUACUUCUGCCACGAUGAUGGAGAAAAACAUAAAUUUACUUGACAUCAGGAAACAGCUAACUCUUCGUAUCUUUUUUCCCGAGAUCUGGCUCUUCGAUGCACAACCGAUGAAAACCUAUUCAGGACACGAAAUCUCGAAUAGAAGCUGGCAGGGCCUUGAGUACAAUCUGACAACUCCUGAUUCUCUCACUGCUUGGGUGGCUAGUGCCUACUGUCUGACGAGAACUCGGGGCUUAUGGAUUGCCAAUUCCAGUGAACUCUUAGUAACUUUGCCCUUUUCCCUCGACAUUCGCAUACCAAAAGAGGUGAAGCGUUAUGAGACUGUUCGUCUGCCAGUGAAUCUGGCAAUGCGGACAAUCAGGCCAGUGGGAUCGAAACAGGACAAGCUCUGUCUUGCCGUGAAAGUCAGCAUUCAAGAACAUCCAACCUUUAGGCUCGAGUCGUCGCCCAUCAACAUCCAAUGCCUCUGCGAAGGAGAGACGAAAAUGCUCCACUUCAACGUGAAGCCGAUUAGGCUUGGAAAGAUGCCCGUCAUUGUCAAGGCAAUUGGUCAGAGCGACUCUAUCAUUUGCUCGAAAGGCUUCAAUCUGACUGUUGACAAAUACUUUGUC